UGGGCGACACUCCAUCGCCUAUAGGUUUCCUCCAGGACCUGAAGCUUUCCCUCUCUCUUCGUCUUCGUGGAGUUCUGUAGUGACCGCAACAGUGCAGUUCUUAGCAGUUAAUGCUGUAGCAAUUGGAAGAUGAUCAUUAGCAAAGGGAAGGUGAUCGGAGAUUCUGGUAAACGAGACCGUAACUGACGCUGUAGUGCGCUGUGCCUUGUCUCCUCCAUUCCCAGGAUUCCAAAAACCUGUCCGUAAGGAACGUCGACCUCCACUACAUUUUUGAUUCUCAGUCCGAGAGCGUGUGCACAGGGCUGUCGAAGCACAGUCGGCAGGGAAGUUUGGCUCGUGGGAUUGAAUAGGAACCGGUUAUGAGGGGGUAUUGAUCGAGGAGUUACAAAUGAAAGGAUUGUGUUGACGAGAAUGGCGACCAAGCGACCCGAGUUGUGCCGCGAUCCUGUUUGGAUGCGAGAUGCAGUAUCGAAGUUCCUCGAGAGCCCUGUGUACUCCGUGCCCCUGUUGGAUUUUAUUGAUGAGAAUUGUGGUAUGUUUGAGGAUUCUGACGAUAACAAGCUGGAGUAUACCAUCGUUCAUGAGAACUUCAAGGAGCUUGUGGAUGGUCUCAUUUCCGAUUUCUUAAGUAGCUUGGGAAUCCCUGUCCCCACCUUUGUUCAGAUGUUUGCCAUUGAAGAGCACUCAUCAUUGUACAGCAUAGUGGUGACAUCCAUUCUCAUCGUGGAUGACUUCCUCCUGUUCAAGGAGAUGAUGCUGAAACGCAAUUUCCAGAUCAGCAAUCAGGCUUUGAGUCGGAUGGCGAGCCAGGCACAUGCGCUACAAGUUCCUGCUGACCUAAACUCUGUCAUAGACCAUCUCUCAGAUGUGUCGAAGCAGCGACAACUGAGUGACAAAGAAGCAGCGAAGUCUCUCUCUUUUGCUGAAGCAUUUCAGAAGCAAUCCAAGGUGAAUAAUGUAGACUUGGAUCCAGUAACUCUCCCUGAUACAAGCCAGAAACUGGUGGAGGAUCAUGCCGGUCUUGGUGAUCAGCGUGAGGAAAGUGACGACGAAUUAAAGGGAAAAGAUGCUAUAACUCAUUCCCUUAACACAGAUCAUGUGACCUUAACACAGAUCCUGGAUCCUCCAGACACUCCAGACAUUUCUUUUCAGAACAAAGAGACGAUCAUGAAAUCGUUGAUCUCAUCAUCAAAUCCUGUAACUUCAUCAAACUAUGAGAAAGAACCCCCCAGGGCUGGCGAAGUCCAAAAUCCAGAGCACAAAAUCGAAGUCUCGUUGCCGGCGACACCUGAGAAUGAAGCUUCCUCUAGGGAGAAUCGAAGGGAAACUACGAGCACCAUGAAGGUAUCCUUUCGGGAGGCCGUAAUCAUGGGAGACCCACCUUUAGAGCAAGAUAGUGAGGAGCUGAUCGAAUGUCUUGACGAGGCAAAAUAUUUGGAUGAAGAGAGGCAAGAUCAAAAUGAGGAGAAAGCUCCAGAGCUCUCGUCUACCACCUAUUGCGAAACAUUUGAAGAUUUGUAUGCUGACAUCAACGAGUGGAAGUUAAAAUCACUCAAAUCGCUGGUGAAUGAUGGAGAUAUUCAGCAACGAAGGCGCUAUUUGCAGCAGCAACGAGAUCGCAUCCUCGCUCACAAAAAAUCUGCCCGAGAGAAGCAGCUUAGAUUCUUCAGGCAAUUUGAAAGCAAAGCUGAAGCUCCAAAUCCCAGACCAAAACGAUCAACCCAGCCUACGCCAACCUUACCUCGAGAUACUGAGGCAAAUAGAAAGAGGGAAACUUUGAGAAAGGAAUUGGCCAGAUGCCUGAAGGAGGAGCUUACAAACAAGACUUCUAGGACGUCAAUCACUUCAAAGCAAAUACAUGUGUGACUGAAGAUUACGAUCACAGAAAUUUGAUGGUCGAUUUGACGGUUCUAAUGAAAAUAUGAGUAAUAAACAGUUUCAGAGCUUCUUUGAAGCUCGGACGGUUACAUUAUAAUCUGAAAGGAAGACAUCAGUUGACGGGAAUGUUCAUACGUUACAUUCUUCUCCACCAAAUGACUCACAUGAGUGAGAUGUAUGUGAAGUCUGAACUAAGCGGAAGUAAAGGCAUUCUGAAACUGCCACGGUUUUCCAAA
This is a messenger RNA of Physcomitrium patens, 2114 nucleotides long. RefSeq lists its product as uncharacterized. Lineage: Eukaryota; Viridiplantae; Streptophyta; Bryopsida; Funariales; Funariaceae. The record is from RefSeq and is a predicted model, not a curated record. Gene Ontology annotation, cellular component: ciliary base; axoneme.